UGUCAUGCAGUUGUGAUUGACAUGUAAUAGGCGAUAUUUACCCGCUGCUGCUGAGCACAGAUCACGUAUGCCUAAUACAUGAAUUUACGGUGCUGUGUAAGGGCAAAUGGCUGUUCAGUGAUGCCUUGUUUCAGAAACAUUCGCAAUGGCAGCCGCCAAGGAGGUGCAAGAGGCUGCUGCUACGGGUGCUGGGGAAGGGGCCACGGUGACUCUGGUGGCCGGGGACACGCGGCUGGAGGCGCACAGGGCCGUCCUGGCAGGCGGGAGCCCCGUGUUCGCCGCCAUGCUCUGCCAGGACACGCCGGAGGCCAGCAGCAGUGUGGUCACAGUCCCCGGCGUGGAGGGCCCGGUGCUGCACCAGCUGCUGGCCUACAUGUACUCCCUCCGUGCUCCCGAGGUGCCCCGCAUGGCCCCACAACUCCUGGCAGCUGCAGACAGGUACGGCGUGUGGGGGCUGAAGGUCCAGUGUGAGGAGCAGCUGGCCAGUCAGCUGUCAGCAGAGAACGCGGCGCGCACGGCGGUGCUGGCAGUGAGGCACUCCUGUCCCAGCCUCGCAGAGGUCGCUGUCGCCUUAAUAAAAGCCAACUCGCUGGUGUUUGCCACAGCGGGUUGGGCCGAUGCGGUCCUCAACCACCCUGAUGAGGUGGUCAAAGUGAGUCAGUUGCUCGGUGGGCCACUAACAGAAACCAGGAGCCUUCCUGGAAAGAAGAUUAGCCGAGGACUGAUCCAGGCAGCUAAGGAGGGGGCGGUGGAGGAGCUCAGGGUGCUUCUUGCGACAGGGGCGAAAGUGGGGGCGAGGGACGAGGACAUGUGA
Schistocerca piceifrons (Central American locust) is the source of this 814-nucleotide messenger RNA. RefSeq names its product speckle-type POZ protein-like. Gene Ontology annotation, biological process: proteasome-mediated ubiquitin-dependent protein catabolic process; regulation of proteolysis. NCBI's taxonomy places the organism in Eukaryota, Metazoa, Arthropoda, Insecta, Orthoptera, Acrididae. Gene Ontology annotation, cellular component: cytoplasm; nucleus. Bases 146 to 814 code for a protein of 222 amino acids. Gene Ontology annotation, molecular function: ubiquitin protein ligase binding. The transcript is spliced from 2 exons. The record is from RefSeq and is a predicted model, not a curated record.